This is a messenger RNA of Fusarium poae, 1692 nucleotides long. RefSeq lists its product as uncharacterized. The transcript is spliced from 4 exons. NCBI's taxonomy places the organism in Eukaryota, Fungi, Ascomycota, Sordariomycetes, Hypocreales, Nectriaceae. The record is from RefSeq and is a predicted model, not a curated record. Bases 1 to 1692 code for a protein of 563 amino acids.
AUGCUCUUCCAGGUAGCAUUGGCUGCUUUAUUGGUGCCCUUCACCUCGGCGGCAGCUGCACCGAGAGUGACUCUGAAAAAUGGCACGUACCAAGGUUAUCACCUCCCGAAGUCUGGCCAAGAUGUCUACCUUGGAAUGCCGUAUGCGCAGCCUCCAGUUGGCCAGCUGCGCUUCAGGGAGCCGCAGUCCCUCAACACCACUUGGUCUGGCGUUAAACCUGCUACGAAAUACGGAAACAUUUGUAUGCAAUAUACAACUGCGCCCAAUUAUGCGCCCAUGUCCGAGGAUUGCCUGAGCAUCAACGUUGUUGUUCCCACCAAGGUCAAAAAGUCCAAGGGUCUUCCAGUUGCUGUCUGGAUUCACGGCGGCGGUCUCUUCUCCGGCGGUUCCGCCAGUCCCGACCAAAACCUCACGAACUUCGUGUACCAAUCCACCCUCGCCGGCAAUCCGGUCUUGGGCGUGUCCAUCAACUAUCGCCUUACGGCCUUUGGAUUCCUCUGGGGCAGCCCCGAGCUCACCAAAAAGGGGAGCGCCAAUAAUGGACUUCGCGAUCAGCGCCUUGCCCUCCGCUGGAUCCAGGAGAACAUCGCCAAAUUUGGCGGCGACCCUCGGAAAGCCACCAUCUUUGGUGCGAGUUCGGGCGGCCUGUCUGUCGGGAAACAGCUCAUUGCCUAUGGGGGCCGAGAUGACGGCCUCUUCCGUGGCGCCAUUAUGCAAUCUGGUGGCAUGGCGGAGAAGUGGCCGUACAACGUUGCUAAUUCCAAGGCUUACAUGGAAGGGCUGUAUAAAAACCUCACCGAGACGACGGGCUGCAGCACCGAGAAGAGCCCACUCGAGUGCCUUCGCAGGCUUCCCGUCGCUAAGCUAUCCAAGGCGCUGAACGUAACCAACACUCCCGUAUACCCCGGCUCUGGUCUGGGGCCGUGGCUGACCGUUGUUGACGGCGACUUCCUUCAAGGCGGUCCUACCGAGAGUCUCGAAAAGAGACACUUUAACAAGGAUGUCACGAUCAUGUACAGUACUCUGACCGAUGAGGCAACUGUAUUCCAGUUCGCCGGCCCUAUCAACACGGACAAGGAGUUCGCUGCCGCUGUGGCAACGGCUGGAGCCGAUGAGAAGACCGUCCGCACCAUCGAGCUCCUCUACCCGAACAUCAAUGGCGUCGGUCUACCUGCCGACUUCUACGCCGAUGCAGCAGAGAGCAAAAGCCUCGGCACUCAGUAUAAGCGUGCUGUGGCUUUCCUUACCGACGCUGUUGAAACAUGCUCCCGUCGCCUGACUCUGGACACUUGGGCUGCCGCCGGUGCGACAGCCUACAGUGCCCGUCUCCAACUCGUUAACCUCGUUUACCCCAAGUCUCUCGGAGCCCAUCAUGGUGCUGAUAUGCCCUAUAUCUUCAACAACGUGGAGGGACCUGGUUACGACAGCCCCCAGAUGCAGAACAUGUCCAUAUUGUUGAGCAGAACAUGGGCGUCUUUCGUGAGCGAACUAGACCCCAACAACCACGGCCUCGACGGCUAUCCAGUCUGGCCUAAAUGGAACACCUCUCAGCCUGUUGGCGUGGGUAGCAACAUGGUGUUCGUUGCAGAUGGCAAAGAGGGCUCAGGACCCCAUUUGGAGCUGGACAAUUACCGAUUGGCACAGACCAAGUAUAUCAAUACGCUUUGGAAGAGCCAGCUUAACUAUUACUAG